This is a messenger RNA of Letharia columbiana, 813 nucleotides long. RefSeq lists its product as uncharacterized. Gene Ontology annotation, molecular function: protein binding. NCBI's taxonomy places the organism in Eukaryota, Fungi, Ascomycota, Lecanoromycetes, Lecanorales, Parmeliaceae. The record is from RefSeq and is a predicted model, not a curated record. Bases 1 to 813 code for a protein of 270 amino acids. The transcript has a single exon.
AUGUCAACCAUCAAGCCUUCAGUAGACCCGGUCGGCGAGGGAAGCAGCACUCGGGCUGAAGCCGCGGAAGCCACACCUGACCGCGGAGAAGAGGAGGCGCCUAAGGUACAUGAGGUGGAGAAGAUGGCAUCACAGGACCCUCACAAAAACUCUGCAUCUACUACAUCUGCCCCACCAUUGCCCGAAGAGCAGGGGGUGACUGCACCUCCUCUACCAAUGGAAGCACCACCUGUGGAAGAUGAUGGCUGGGAUCCUGUCUGGGAUGACACUGCCCAAGCUUACUACUUCUACAACCGUAUCACUCAGCAGUCACAAUGGACUAACCCUCGCAUACCGGACGUUACCCAGCCUGCAGCACCAGGCGUCGGCAGCUACGACAGAAUACCGGACAGAGCACCAGGAACCGAAGACUUAGCGCCAGCACUACAGCGGCCAUACGGAGGAUACGACCCGGCAAUACAUGGCGACUACGACCCCACUGCUUCUUAUGCACAAGAACAACAGGUGCCGGAAGAGGCUAAUGGACAGCCUGCUGAUCCUGCAGCUAUCUACACAGCGACUGGGGUGUUCAAUCGGUUCACGGGGAAAUGGCAGCCUCAUGACAUCAACCCGGAGAACCAUAAUGAUGAGAAUAAGAGCAAGCGGCAAAUGAGUGCUUUCUUUGAUGUAGAUGCUGCGGCAAAUAGCCAUAAUGGAAAGAGUCUGAAGGCGGAAAGGAGUGGGAAGAAGUUGAGCAAGCAGGAAUUGAAGGCUUUCAAGGAAAAGAGGAAAGAAAAGAAGGAGGAGAAAAGGCGAGCUUGGUUACGGGACUGA